Prunus dulcis (almond) is the source of this 1561-nucleotide messenger RNA. Its product is annotated as protein DJ-1 homolog B-like. The record is from RefSeq and is a predicted model, not a curated record. Gene Ontology annotation, cellular component: nucleus; cytosol. Gene Ontology annotation, molecular function: protein deglycase activity. Gene Ontology annotation, biological process: guanine deglycation, glyoxal removal; protein deglycation, glyoxal removal. The transcript has 8 exons. Bases 57 to 1385 code for a protein of 442 amino acids. Lineage: Eukaryota; Viridiplantae; Streptophyta; Magnoliopsida; Rosales; Rosaceae.
AUAACCCAGAAGCCAUUGAGACAUUCUAGAAGCACCGCAAAACCUCCGGAGGCCAAAUGGCACUGUGUCACUUGAUCCCUCCACGCUCAUUUCUCUUGGGCUCGUCUCCUUCUUAUUAUAUAUCCAAACUCAAAUUGAAACCCACUAUCCCUUCUCUCAAAAAGCGCUUCUUCUCCUUCUCAAUCUCAGCAGCAAUGGCUUCUGCUUCUCCUGCUAAGAAGGUUUUGGUUCCGAUUGCGAAUGGCACGGAGCCGAUGGAGGCGGUGAUCACCAUCGACGUUCUGCGUCGAGCUGGAGCCGAUGUUACUGUGGCUUCUGUGGAGAAGCAGCUUCGCGUUGAAGCCUGCCAUGGCGUUAAGAUCAUCGCUGAUGUUUUGAUUUCCGAUUGUAGCAAAAGCGUCUUCGAUCUCAUCACUCUACCCGGAGGCAUGCUAGGUGCUGCCAAUCUUAAGAAUAAUGAGGUUCUGGAAAGCCUGGUGAAGAAGCAGGCUGCAGAUGGGAAGCUCUAUGCCGCGAUCUGUGCUUCACCUGCAGUGGCAUUUGGGUCAUGGGGUGUGUUGAAGGGACUGAAAGCAACUUGCUAUCCAUCAUUUAUGGAUCAGUUAGCAUCUAGCGCAACUACUGUUGAAUCAAGAGUGCAGGUGGAUGGCAAAGCUGUGACUAGUCGUGGACCUGGUACUACCAUGGAGUUUGCUGUUGUGCUGGUUGAACUAUUGUAUGGGAAAGAAAAAGCUGAUGAAGUAUCUGGGCCACUGGUCAUGCGUUCCAACCAUGGUGAUGAAUAUAUCAUAACUGAGCUAAACCCAGUUGGGUGGACUCCCAAUGAUUCCCCAAAGAUUCUCGUACCUAUUGCAAAUGGCACAGAGGAAAUGGAAGCUACUAUGAUCAUUGAUGUUUUACGACGAGCCAAAGCAAAUGUUGUGGUGGCCUCUGUAGAGGAUCAACUAGAAAUUGUUGCUUCUCGCAAAGUUAAACUGGAGGCAGAUGUGCUUCUUGACGAAGCUGCCAAACUUUCAUAUGACCUAAUUGUUUUGCCUGGUGGACUUGGUGGUGCCCAAGCAUUUGCAAAAUCAGAAAAGCUCGUGAAUUUGUUAAAAAAGCAGAGGGAGUCACAGAGACCUUAUGGAGCGAUAUGUGCCUCCCCAGCUCUAGUUUUGGAACCCCAUGGCUUACUCAAGGGCAAAAAGGCCACUGCGUUCCCUGCAAUGUGCGACAAGCUGUCAGAUAAAAGUGAAGUCGAGAACAGGGUAGUGGUUGAUGGCAACCUCAUCACCAGCAGAGGACCAGGAACUUCCAUGGAGUUUGCUCUAGGAAUUGUUGAGAAGUUUUUCGGGCGCAAGAAAGCAAUAGAGCUUGCUAAGGUAAUGCUUUUCGUUCACCCUUAAGAGUUUUUGGUAAGCGUUAAAUGUGUACCUCCUUACUUUUGGGACACUACUAGCAAAAGCAGAAAGCUGGAGUCAUAUUUGAGUAUGAAUCCUUUGUGAGGUUAUGUUCAAGAUUUUGUAUAUAAAUAAAUGUGUAAACGACUGAAUUAUGAUAAAGCUAUGGUUAGUAUCUCUAA